CGCAGGCCCUCCUAUGGUGCAGCUCUCCCUGAGCGCUGGCCCUCCGACAGUGGAGGGUUCAUUCAGCGCUGACCCUCCGACAGUGUCCAUUCCCUCGACGCUGACCGUCCAACAGUGUGGCUGUCCAUCACCACAAGAACUGCCUGGCCUGACCUAGGUUAGGUCAGAGACUGUGGAGUGGGAUUUGAAUCUACAACCUCCUGACUCAGUAGGGAAUCUGCUACUGAGUGACCCACAGCUGCCGCUUAUAUAAGGACGAUCAUGUGCUGCUCAACUGUAAUAUCCCAAUUCAGCACAACAAAACCCUUAUUGUUUUCCUUCUGAAAGCAGGAUGAUUUUGGUUCUGCAGCUAAUUGUACACAGCCUUCCUCAUCUUAAACCUUGAAAGCAUUGUACAGUCUGCCAAUGGGAGAUCGAAUACAAGCGAAAAGUUUGCGUUUGGGUUAAUGGGGAGUGCAGUAACUUGUGACUGUGAGUGACAAACCAAACUGGUGGCAUAGGGUUUAUUUGUUUUGUCUCUGGUGGACUGCAUUGGGUUACCUAACUCAGACAGUGUUCCGCCAAUCCUUGAGCUGCAUUUGAUUUGACAGGCAAGAGCCCUUGCCCAGCUGUCCACCCUUGACAAACUGAUGCUUGCUUCAGUGUUAGUUAGUUCUCAGCGAUUAUCCGAUCAGCCUCGCUCAGCCAUCAGAGCUUUCCGAGUGUCUAGGUCACUUUGGGAUCGGCUGUGUGGACGCCAUCGCCCUGCGUUUCUGCGAUGCCCAUGAGUAGACUGUCCAACAGAGCUGCUCAGCCUAACAUCAUCUGGAGGGUUGGGAUGCUUCCUCUGAUGAGUUCGACCUCCCAGGUUCUGCUGAUGACCUACUCUGAUGUCAAGAGGACCAACUGGCUGACCUCUACACUCUGCAAUGCAUUGGAGACUGGUGCGAGGAUGGCAACAGGACUGGCAGUGAGGAGAGCCAAGCCGAUCCUCGACAUUUUUGAGCCCCAAUUUGCCUCAGCCAACACCUUUGCCUCCAAAAGACUGGACAAGUUGGAAGAAGAGUUCCCAAUCCUGCAGCUGUCAAUAGACGAGGUGGCCUGGCACCUCAGGGAGUCCUUGACGCUGACCCUGGACAACGCGCAGGAACAUCUGAGCGAGGAGACGAUGAAGCUGAGGGUGAGGGCUGGCGCCCUGGCGGAGCAGACACGGGCGUUCAUCUCGUGCCAAGCCGCUGCCUUCCUGAACACGGGGCCAGGCCAGCUGAUGGCAGCCAGAGGAGACAGCUGGUUACGGUGGCUGGAGGAGAUGGUGGAUCGACACCUUCCGGACUCUGCAGGUGACUGCAUUUUGGAAGAUGCUGGUGUCCGCGGAUUUGAGAGGGAUACCCCAGAGGAACCCGGUCUCCCCCUGAGGGUGCAGCGGCUCACACUGAAGGUUCACUCCCACUUGUACCAGAGAGUGCUCCUGUCUUGCCAGAGAGCUCAGGAAGUGGCCCUGACUGACAUCAUGUUGUUAAUGGAGCUGUUUGACUGGUUCUUUGAGUUGGAGGAGGAGGCAGACGAUUCCGGAACAUUGGACAGCAGGUCGGACGAGAGCCAGGACGGGCGCGGCCGGUGGGGUGUCGGUCCCCGGGCAAGCGACCUGCUGAGCUGCAUCAGCGAGGACGACCUCCGGAAGCUUCUGGAACACGCCGGGAGCAGGCGGCGGUCUCUGGUGGAGGGAGCGAACCCCCCCCCCCCCCCGGCGCCUACCGGCCUCACUUGUCCCCCCGUCCCUCGUGGUCGAGCGGGCGGCGCUCGAGCGAGAGCUGGGCGAUACCUCCCCAGGUCAAGCAGCCCAGUCCGGCCCCCGCCCUUCGGCGCGCCUCGGCGGACCAGGGUCAGAGCCCCGGUAGAAGGGCAUCGUAUGGGAACCAGUCCCGAGGGUAUCCACCCUUCUCCCACCAUGAGUAGAACAAAAUGUAGCUCCUCAGGAGACAGGUCUGUCAGGGCUCAAGAUCUGGCCGAAAAGGAAUCCCUUGCUCUCCUCAACCCCAAGCUUUCAUUCCCCAAUUUUAAUCAUUUCAACACCAAGCCUUGGACACAGAGGAGACAGCUCAGGUUCAGGGUAUCUCUCGUGCCAUUUCCAGGCUUCUUUCAGACUGUGCUUUCGAGUGUCUUUUUCCCUCUGUCCACAGCCCAUCAUGUAGGCGCUGAGGGAGCGGGCACUGUCAGAGGGUCAGUGCUGAGGGUGUGGGCACUGUCGGACGGUCAGUGCUGAGGGAGCGGGCACCUUCAGAGGGUCAGCACUGAGGGAGCGGGCACUGUCGGAGGGUCAGUGCUGAGGGAGCGGGCGCUGUCAGAGGGUCAAUGCUGAGGGUGUGGGCACUGUCGGAGGGUCAGGGCUGAGGGAGCGGGCACUGUCAGAGGGUCAAUGCUGAGGGUGUGGGCACUGUCGGAGGGUCAGCACUGAGGGAGCAGGCACUGUCGGAGGGUCAGUGCUGAGGGAGCGGGCACUGUUGGAGGGUCAGCGCUGAGGGACUGGGCACUGUCGGAGUGUCAGUGAUGAGGGAGUAGGCACCGUCGGAGGGUCAGUGCUGAGGGAGUGCCGCACUGUCGGAGGGUCAGUGCUGAGGGAGUGCCGCACUGUCGGAGGGUCAGUGCUGAGGGAGUGGGCACUGUCGGAGGGUCAGCGCUGAGGGAGCGGGCACUGUUGGAGGAUCAGUGCUGAGGGAGCAGGCACUGUCGGAGGGUCAGUGCUGAGGGAGUGGGUGCUGUUCGUGUCGGUGCUGAGGGAGCGGGCACUGUCGGAGGGUCAGUGCUGAGGGAGUGGGUGCUGUUCGUGUCGGUGCUGAGGGAGCUGGCACUGUCGGAGGGUCAGUGCUGAGGGAGUGGGCGCUGUCGGAGGGUCAGCGCUGAGGGAGCGGGCACUGUCGGAGGGUCAGUGCUGAGGGAGCGGGCACUGUCAGAGGGUCAGCACUGAGGGAGCGGGCACUGUCGGAGUGUCAGUGCUGAGGGAGCGUGCGCUGUCAGAGGGUCAAUGCUGAGGGUGUGGGCACUGUCGGAGGGUCAGGGCUGAGGGAGCGGGCACUGUCAGAGGGUCAAUGCUGAGGGUGUGGGCACUGUCGGAGGGUCAGCACUGAGGGAGCGGGCACUGUCGGAGGGUCAGCACUGAGGGAGCAGGCACUGUCGGAGGGUCAGUGCUGAGGGAGCGGGCACUGUUGGAGGGUCAGCGCUGAGGGACUGGGCACUGUCGGAGUGUCAGUGCUGAGGGAGUGCCGCACUGUCGGAGGGUCAGUGCUGAGGGAGUGCCGCACUGUCGGAGGGUCAGUGCUGAGGGAGCGGGCACUGUUGGAGGAUCAGUGCUGAGGGAGCAGGCACUGUCGGAGGGUCAGUGCUGAGGGAGCGGGCACUGUCAGAGGGUCAGCACUGAGGGAGCGGGCACUGUUGGAGGGUCAGUGCUGAGGGAGCGUGCGCUGUCAGAGGGUCAAUGCUGAGGGUGUGGGCACUGUCGGAGGGUCAGGGCUGAGGGAGCGGGCACUGUCAGAGGGUCAUUGCUGAGGGUGUGGGCACUGUCGGUGGGUCAGCACUGAGGGAGCGGGCACUGUCGGAGGGUCAGCGCUGAGGGAGCAGGCACUGUCGGAGAGUCAGUGCUGAGGGAGCGGGCACUGUUGGAGGGUCAGCGCUGAGGGACUGGGCACUGUCGGAGUGUCAGUGAUGAGGGAGUAGGCACCGUCGGAGGGUCAGUGCUGAGGGAGUGCCGCACUGUCGGAGGGUCAGUGCUGAGGGAGUGCCGCACUGUCGGAGGGUCAGUGCUGAGGGAGCGGGCACUGUUGGAGGAUCAGUGCUGAGGGAGCAGGCACUGUCGGAGGGUCAGUGCUGAGGGAGUGGGUGCUGUUCGUGUCGGUGCUGUGGGAGCGGGCCCUGGAUUCCAGUGUCUGAUUGGAUUCCUGUGAUGAUUGCUUUUGUGAGCUUCCAGCAGAAUCCUGUGACCAGUGCAAUUCCAGUCGUACACUGGAGCCCACUGUGCCCUGUGCAAAUCUAAGAUGGUGAUAGAAGGGGAGAAUUUCUGUCAGAGCAGCUGAGAGAAAGAGAGAUGAAUAUUCUGAAUUCUGGGUGAGAGCCAUUUUAGCAUCGUGUCUCCAACUCCAUCAGCUGGGCUGUGUAAAUUGCCCAGCUCCAGUGUUUGUCCAUUCAUAAAUUAACUAACAUUCUGCAUUUCUGUAUUUUGUGUCCUAACUGCUCCCAUUAAGAAAGU
This is a messenger RNA of Stegostoma tigrinum, 4219 nucleotides long. Its product is annotated as perilipin-3-like. Gene Ontology annotation, biological process: positive regulation of triglyceride storage; lipid storage. The record is from RefSeq and is a predicted model, not a curated record. Bases 758 to 2242 code for a protein of 494 amino acids. Gene Ontology annotation, cellular component: cytosol; lipid droplet. The transcript has 7 exons. NCBI's taxonomy places the organism in Eukaryota, Metazoa, Chordata, Chondrichthyes, Orectolobiformes, Stegostomatidae.